AUGCUGACAGGAACUCGAUUGCAGCCCAACUUGAUUGUACAGCGGUCUAAAACUCUUCCAGAGCUUGCUGCAGAAGCCUUGCUGAAACUUGGAAAACUCUCUGCGUAUAAGCAAACACGAUCGCUAGUUACUCUUGAUAUUAUACUUCCACUCUCGCAGUCUUCCUUUGAUAGGCUAAAGCAAUGGGAUCACCCAAUUGGGCGUGCUGCAAAAGCAUUUGAUGAUGCAAUAACAUCUAUGCAAGAAGCAAUUGGGGGGGAGCAAGUACCUGAAAUUUUUGGCAACAAGCUAAAGCUAAGGAUAAUUUGCUACUUGAGAGGAGAACAACGAUACAAAUCUGCUGUGGAUUAUGCGUGUGAGCGACUCCACGGGUCUAAUGAGCAGCAAGCUCUUGAACAAGAAAACGAGAUGCGAGACAAGCUUGUACAGCUUUUUGAGGAUUGCGGAGAUGCGACCAAGACUGAUGAGCAAAACGAUUUACUCCAAGUUUGUGACGAGCUCAGCAGAAAGACAUUGGACCUCGAACAGGCAACAGAAGAACUAAUUGCAUUUCGAAAGCAGCUCCAACAAAAGUUCGGAAAGGCGGCCUCGGUAUGCCCAGAGGUGAGGAUUGGGCUGCAGAAGUGGCUGCAUGGUAUCUGGGAUCUGUGA
Molecule: messenger RNA, 651 nt
Organism: Metarhizium brunneum ARSEF 3297
Lineage: Eukaryota; Fungi; Ascomycota; Sordariomycetes; Hypocreales; Clavicipitaceae
Source: RefSeq, a predicted model, not a curated record